This is a messenger RNA of Asparagus officinalis (garden asparagus), 435 nucleotides long. RefSeq lists its product as uncharacterized. The record is from RefSeq and is a predicted model, not a curated record. The coding region runs from base 1 to 435 and encodes 144 amino acids. The transcript has 3 exons. NCBI's taxonomy places the organism in Eukaryota, Viridiplantae, Streptophyta, Magnoliopsida, Asparagales, Asparagaceae.
AUGAAGACAAGGUUCCAAGGAGAUGAGAAGGUGCACAAUGCACAGCUGCAGACACUUCGAAGAGAUUUGGAGGAACUUGAGAUGAAAAUUAGUGAGUCAAUUACAGAUUAUUUUUCAAGAGUAGCGUUAGUCUGCAAUAAUAUGAGCAAUCUAGGAGAAGGCUUGGAGGAUGCUAAGAUUGUAAAGAAGACUCUGCGUACACUUCCUGAGAGCUGGAAUUUUGUUUGUCCAGGAAUAGAGAAAGAAGCAAACUAUGCCAACAUAGAUGGAGGUGAGACUUUGCUGCUUAUGUCUCAUGUUGAAGUCACCGAAAACUUUGCACGAGGCUCAGCGGGGGAACUCAGUUAUGAAGAAGAGUUGGCAUUGAUGGCACAAGCAGAGACAAAUGGAGUAAGGUCACUUGAGCUACAAGGGUCUGAAGACCUUACAGAGUAA